Thalassophryne amazonica is the source of this 1312-nucleotide messenger RNA. RefSeq names its product natterin-4-like. The record is from RefSeq and is a predicted model, not a curated record. Bases 84 to 1247 code for a protein of 387 amino acids. Lineage: Eukaryota; Metazoa; Chordata; Actinopteri; Batrachoidiformes; Batrachoididae. The transcript is spliced from 3 exons.
AAGUCGAACCAGCCAGGAAGCUGCGACGGUUUAUAAACCUGAACUCAAGUGCAAGAAGACGAGGUCGAGGUCAGACUGCAGAGAUGAAGCUGUUGGUGCUGCUCGUCACCCUGCUGGUUCUGUCCUGGACCAGUGCUGAAGAUGUCAAAGAUCAAGAGAUCUUACAACAACACAAUGAAGAAAACAACCACAAGUCAGAACUUGGAAAACCAGCUCCCCAACGCACAGAUAAUGAGACGUCACAACUCGGACAGGAAACUCCAACAAUAAGGGUGGCUAGAGCUUAUGAGAUUAGUUCUAAAUCCAACUUACAAUGGGUUCAGUGGAGUGGACACAUUCCAAGUAACGCAGUUAAAAUUUCAAAUACAUAUGUAGGUCGUGAAGACUAUGUCUGCAGAGUCGGCUGUGAAGCUGGCUACUACACUCCCACAAAGGGCCCUUACUGCUACUACCCUUAUGGAUUUAAAGAACUACAGAGUAAAGUGUUCCACAUACUGGUGAACAGAGAUAACUUUGAGAUUCUGGAGUGGAAGUGGGAGACGGGUGGUCAAGUGCCAACAAAUGCAGUCUUGGCCUGCAGAGACAUAUAUGUGGCAAAGAACAAGUACGGUCUAGGAAAACUACACCAAAGCCAUCAUGUUUUCUAUCUUCCAUGGCAAGGAAUAGAGUAUAAGUACAACAAGUACAGUGUCCUGAAUGUCAACAUGGAUGUAGUCGAGCAGAAAAUCACGAAUGUCAUAUACAACAUGAAAGGGGUUCAUGUUUAUAAAGAUAAACCAGAGACCCUCCGCAAGACCACCGUUAAAAACUAUCAGUGUACCACAGUUACCAAAGAGGUUUCCCUCAAGAAAUCAACUGAGACGUCACAAAGUUGGGAAAUCAGCAGUUCUAUCACACUUGGUGUCUCAACUAAAGUCAGUGCUGGGAUCCCCAACAUUGUCGAUGUGAGUGUGGCAGUAAGCGUUGAGACCUCAGUGGAAAUCUCCCAUGGAACCAGUACGAAGGAAUCAACCAGUCACUCUCUUUCUAUCUCUGCCACCGUUCCUCCAAACAGCUACUGUGUUGUCACUAUGGAGGGUCGUAAGUUCAAGGCAGACAUCCCGUUCACAGCACGCCUGACCCGCAAGUACCACAAUGGGAAGGUCACCUCUUCAUCGGUCAAAGGAAUCUACAAGAAGGUCCAGGUGGGAGAAAUCCAGGGAGUGGCGCAUCGCUGCCAAAAGAUAGCUGGUGCCAUGCCGUGCUAAUGUUCAGCUGUUUCACCUUUGUAGGAUGUCUACAUGUGAAGUGCUGAUCCUGUUUCAGUAUGAAA